GCCAACCCUAACCCAGAACCCGCUCCGGCGCUCCCAUUGUCCUCACCGCUCUGUUUCUCUCUCUCUAAAUUUUCUCUGUGACUUUCUCUCUCUUCACUUUUUUCUGUAAUUUUGGCAGAUUAUUUUCCCUAUUUUUUUUUUAAAGCAAUGGAGGUGGGUGGUUUGAGCUCAGAAGUGCCUGCCCUGACGGAAACUGUGGUGAUGUCUGUGUUGGAAGCUGUGGUAGCUGAGACCCUUUUGGUUGCUCAGAGAUCUGCUGCCUGUCUGUUCAUAGUGACGGGAUGCCUUCUGAGGAACAAUGGUGCGUUGCCAGAUCUGUCAAGGGUGGAACAAAGGUUUCCCUUUGAGGAGCUCCACAAAAAGAACGAAGCUGAGGUCGAGAAUAAAGAUGGCAGUGAUACCGAGGAUGACGAUGAAGAUGACGACGGUGAUGGUGGCGAUGACCAGGACGAUGAUGAUGCUGGGGAUGAAGACUUCUCGGGUGACGAAGGGGGAGAGGAUGACGAUGAAGGGGAUCCCGAGGAAGAUCCCACAGCCAACGGAAAUGAAGGAAGCGAUGACGAAGACGAGGACGACGAUGGAGACGAGGACGAGGACGGUGACGAGGAGGACGAAGAAGAAGAGGACGAGGAGGACGAAGAGGACCAACCACCCGCCAAGAAGAGGAAGUGAAGGUGUUUUAGAUGGUGUUCAUUCUACCUGCCUCCAUGUAAUGGUUGGGAUUAUAUCUUAGUAACUAGGACCCCCAAGUUUAGCUUUGUCUGGCUCUUUGUAGCUUAGGAAAUUGACCAUCCUUGUUUAGACUGAAGUGCUUUUAUUAUGUGAGAGAUUGUUGUGACUUGUGGUAUAUGUUCCAUUUGAUUCACUUUAGUUGCAUUGCAUUAUUGAUCAACUCUAUCUUAUUUUCAA
Messenger RNA from Ipomoea triloba (trilobed morning glory), 909 nucleotides. Its product is annotated as phosphopantothenoylcysteine decarboxylase subunit VHS3. NCBI's taxonomy places the organism in Eukaryota, Viridiplantae, Streptophyta, Magnoliopsida, Solanales, Convolvulaceae. The transcript has 3 exons. The record is from RefSeq and is a predicted model, not a curated record. Bases 148 to 672 code for a protein of 174 amino acids.